Messenger RNA from Metopolophium dirhodum (rose-grain aphid), 1560 nucleotides. RefSeq names its product zinc finger HIT domain-containing protein 2. NCBI's taxonomy places the organism in Eukaryota, Metazoa, Arthropoda, Insecta, Hemiptera, Aphididae. The transcript is spliced from 7 exons. The record is from RefSeq and is a predicted model, not a curated record. The coding region runs from base 195 to 1241 and encodes 348 amino acids.
GAAGAACAUAACCGGAACACGUUAGAUUAUUUUAUUCAAUUUUUAUUUUUAUAGGUGGUUUCCUUUACAGUUUACAAAUUCAUCAUAAAUCUUGUUACUAUCGUAUCGAUUACAAGUAAUUUGUAUUUGAAGUUGAACUAUAGCUUCAAGCAUUUAAAAAAAAGAAUACUUGUUUAUAUUUUCAAGUAUUAAAUAUGAAUACAGAUACUCUUUGUAAGUUUUGUACAGGGAAUCAAAGCAAAUAUGUUUGUCCAAAAUGUGGAGCACCUUAUUGUUCCUUAACAUGUUACAAAUCGUCGAUUCAUUUAGAGUGUACAGAACAAUUUUACAAAGAAUGCAUUCAAGAAGAAUUAGAUGUUCAAGAUUCGGAUGAUGUAGGCAAGAAAGAAAUGAUAGACAUUCUUAAACGAGUGUAUGGGGAAAAUGAAGAUUCCGAAAGUGAUUCAGAUGAUGAAGAAUUCACAGAUAUAAAUGACCGAUUGAAUGGGAUUGAUCUAAAUGAUGCUGAGGUAGUUUGGAGUUAUUUAACCGAUUCAGAAAAAGCAGAAUUUGAACAUCUUGUUAAGUCUGGUGAUAUCUCUAAAAUUCUACCUCAGUUUACUCCUUGGUGGUGUUUACCGAUUGAAAAACAAAUAGUAACUGAAGUUGGUGAAAAUAUGAAUGAUAGUGAGUUUCCACAUUUAAUAACAAACAUUCCAAAAUUAUCCAUACUUUCAAAAAAAUCUCCAUCAGAUUGCAUUCAAUGGAAUUUAGUUAAUAUGAUUACUCCAUAUGUGUUUUUGAUACGGUAUUAUAACGGAAAACAUAAAUCAUAUUUAUCAGAAUUUAUCAAUGGACUUUAUAAUUUGUCAAAAAAUCUAUGUCUUAAUCAGAAUUUUGAAUCUUAUGACAUAGCGGUCAAAUCUGUCGAGCUUUGUAUUCAAGAGCAUGAAAUGUUCAAAGGUUUUCAAGAAGGUUUUAUUCUUAUAAAUAACGACUUGGAAACAAUAUUUAGUAAUGGUUUGGAUUCCAACUGCAAUUAUAACAUAAAGUUAGCUUUAUCUGAUAUACAUAAUUUACUGACAAUGUAUAAAAAUGAGCAAAAAAAUAUGUCAUUGAAAAAAACAGAACAAGGAGAAUUUAAUAGAAAGUUUCCUGAUGCUAAGGCCACUUAUUUGAUUCUUGUAGACAUUAAGAAAGUACGUUUGUUAUUGAAAAAGAUUGAAUAUUUUUUAUCUUGGGUGGAUGAAAGUAAAUUAUAAGAAUAAAUAAUUAAUAAUUAUUAUUUUUACAAUUCAUUGACUUAAGUUCAGUUUAUAUAAUACAAUGGGAAACUGUAUAAAGUUAAUAAGUAAAACAUUAUUUGGUUUUUCUUUUUAAUAAUGUUUUAAAAAGUAUUAUUUUUAAAUUAAAAAACAUGUUUUGUGUACCGAUGGAAGUACAAUCUUAAUUUAAUAUUCUGAUUCAUACAUAUUUAUUUUUAUUUUAUUCAUCAUAUUUCAUAAUAUGAUAAUAUUUGUUGAAGACCCGUAACAUAUUUUGUAUUAUGUAUAUUCUUGAUUAAAACAAAAUUAAAUAUUU